GUUCAAAUUUUAUUGUAGUUGUCACAAUCGAAAUGACAAGUAAAGACUCUGAUUUUGUUGCAGCAGUUAAUUUCAUGUUGGAACAAUGUCGCAGCACUCGACGUAUCAACUCACUAGAAGAAUUCGAGUCUGCUGUGGUUGUGGAACUUUGCGAACAAAUUCUUGGUCGAUCAAUUCAAGGUGUCCUCCGCGAUGCGAGUGGGAGUAGUGAUGAAUCAUUCAAUGUUCAACUUGUAGUGGACACCUUGGCUACAGAUGUACUACAAACAGACCUGAGUCAUAUAACAGGAGAGAACGUCGUUGCUAAAGACAAAACAUCUCUAAGAAAUCUGAUUGAAAUAUUUUCGGUGUUGAUGGAAGUUCUGCUGGAAGCAACAGAAGUUGCAACUGGGCAGGGACAAUCCCCAAACGACUCAAAUGCUCUAUCUUCUGAUGCAAUGUCUCUAGUGUCUAGUGUACUACAAGAAGAACUGGGGCAUGGCUACAGACGUGAAGCAUUGAAGUGCUUGAGACAGACAGCAGAGAGAAAAAGGAAUUUAGUUGACACCAGCAGUGACACAGAUUUAUCAUCACCUUCUGCAUUUGCUCAAUCUGCACCUGAAAGAGUCCAAGUAAUUUCUAAAGUGAAGUCACGAAAGGAGCAGCUCAGUAGCGGUAGCAUCUCAAGUUCUUGGCCUGAUUCUGAGCAAGAAGCUUCCGUGGCUUUAGGGCACGCCAUUCAACAAGUGCCAUCAGUUAGUUCAAUAACAUCUGACUUGUCAGAAAAUGCACAACCAUCAAUCAGGAAAACUAUCAGUGGUGUUGUUCGACCUGUUUCUAGUACACCAAGAAAAGCAUCACAGGCACUUGUUCAAGAAGAAAGAGAACAACAGUUUGCUGCUAAUAAUGCAUUGAGUAGAAACAAACAGGAGAUGACAGAAUUAGUCAAUGAAGCACUUGAGGUUUCUUUAUCACAGCAUACCUUAUCUUCCUGUGAAGGCUCAACAUCAAGUUUGAUUUGUUUGGAGCCGAAACAGACUUCAGCAAACAAGUUCAUUGCAACAAAUGUUUCUAAACUUGCUGAUGUACAUGACACAACUAACCAAUUCCAAGCAAGCCAACAACCCAAUACAAUUGAAGGACAUCAUUGUGAAGAUCAGUUGCAGCCACAGACAAUUACUGUACCUCAAAUUGCACAACAAAGAGAAACACAAAGUAGUGCAACUCAAACAGAGAUCACUUCAAGUUCUGUUCCUGAACUACCACCCAGCCAUUUAGACGCUGACAUUCAGAAGUUUAACAGAGAAGUAAAUCAGACACAGGCAUCUACAAGUGAAUCGUCAAAGAAUUCUUCCACUAGUCAUAGUUCCCACAUAAUUGAUCAUGAGACUUAUCAUAAAUCAUCUUCUGUUUCUCGUGUGCCUCCUGACACCACAACACAUGCUCAACAUAUUGUAGAUGUAUCUUAUGGUAGCAAACAUACCACAGAUGUACAUCGAGUUUCUCAAGUCACAGUUGAGCCAUCAGACAAAAACCAAGAGUCUGAACAAUAUGUUCUAACAGCAGAUAAAGAUGAUUUACAUGUUGGUUUCAGGGAAGAGUCUCCUAGUGUGCAGUCUAACCCUCAAACUUUAGGUCAAAGUAUUGCUGCGGAAACAAACACUAUGACUAAACUAAAACAGCUAGAGGCUGCAGUUAAGAGAAGUGAAGCUGCUGGUGAAGUUAUUGAUCUUCUUGAAACCAGAAGACAGUUGUCUUUUGAAGAUGCUUUGCAAAGAGACAGAACUGCAGUUCUUAGAAAAGUAUAUAAUUGUUUGUUGAAAGACUGUGAACAGCAACAGCAGGAGAUCAACAAGCACAGGCGCAAAGAGAGCAAUGAAAGAAAAAAGCGUCGAGUAGCAUUUCAUGCACAUGCUGGCACAAUAAAGCCAACAAGACCUUCACGAGCCAGUACAAGCAAAAGAUCUGGCCACGCACACUUGAUUGCAAGUCAGAAGACUCUUGUUUCACCUUAUUCUCAGGCGGUGGUAGGAACAAAAGUUAGACGCCAAAGACAACCGAAACGCAGUUCAACCGACACUCCCUACUGUCCACUAUCAGGCAGUUCUAAAGUUCAAGUCAGAGAUAAUGAACUGCUACCACUCUUAGUUGAUGAAUUUCCAUUUCUUUAUGUGUCACGAGCUACAGUACAGCAAAUGUGGAGAAAACAAAUGAAAAGGAUUCAAGGCAUAACUCGCGCAGAACUGGGUAGAAGCUCUAGUGCGAAGGUCAUUGUUCAGUUAGAGGAGGCUGAACAUAAGCAGAGAGCUCUUCUUAAGUUGAUGAAAAAAGAUGUUGACCACACUCGAAGAUUGCAUGAACAGCAAGAGAGAGAUCGCCAGAUGCAAUACGUGAAAUCAAGGUUACAAGAAAAGAGGCAAUCUUCUGCUAGCGCCAAACGCUACUAUGAUGACUAUGUGGUUCAAAUGAGAACCAGACAGAUGAAACGAAGGACUAAAGAGGAGCAGAUAUUUAAGAAAUUGUUUGAAGAUGGACUUGAGAUGCAGAAAGCUCGUUUGCGUGAGUUGAAAGAAUAUUAUAAAGAAGGAAGAGAAAAACAAGCCAAACAACAACAAGACGAAAUAGAGUCUCUAGAAAAUUACUACAAAGAUCAGUUUGCUAUGUUGGCCGAAAGUAUAAUGGAAGAGAGGCAGCAGAUGCAAAUAAGAGAAGAUGCUCAAGCCAAAGUCGUUGACAAAAUGAAGAGAGAACUUCGGAGUCGCAUGGAGAAGGAAAUCAAAGAAAUACAGGAAGCAAUGAUUCGAGACGAAGAUGAUGCUUACUUCAGACAGUUGGAUGCUGAUCGGCUUCGUCAACGUCUUCAGACUGUCUAUUACCACACGAAGCUGUAAUGUAAUUCUAAAUUUGCUGAAUUUGUGUUCUUUUACUGGUGGUGGUGAUUGAGACUUCUCUGUGUCUAAAAACGGUAUUACAUUG
Corticium candelabrum is the source of this 2955-nucleotide messenger RNA. RefSeq lists its product as uncharacterized. Gene Ontology annotation, cellular component: centrosome; spindle pole. The transcript is spliced from 10 exons. The coding region runs from base 33 to 2870 and encodes 945 amino acids. The record is from RefSeq and is a predicted model, not a curated record. NCBI's taxonomy places the organism in Eukaryota, Metazoa, Porifera, Homoscleromorpha, Homosclerophorida, Plakinidae.